Molecule: messenger RNA, 1468 nt
Organism: Perca flavescens (yellow perch)
Lineage: Eukaryota; Metazoa; Chordata; Actinopteri; Perciformes; Percidae
Product: ubiquitin-conjugating enzyme E2-17 kDa
Exons: 7
Coding region: 443-886 (147 amino acids)
Source: RefSeq, a predicted model, not a curated record
CGGUUCUGUGACAGUUGCUCCGGUGCCUGGAAACAGGGUCAGAGUGAGACCUCCUCCUAUCGGUUCUGUGACAGUUGCUCUGGUGCUUCAAACCGCGUCAGAGUGAGACCUCCUGCCAACGGUUUUCAACUCUCUGUGAGAACGGAAGACAUUUUGAGUUGCUGCGGUCUCUCCGUUUCGUUAUUCGUGUGUCAGCCUAAAGUCAGGGCUGACGUGCUGGAGAUUCUCCAGACUUGAGAGCCAUAAGUUCGUGAAAAAAAAAGGACGAGAUUCAACAAAAAACUGUUGUAGUUUAACCGGCGUAUGUGUAUAUCACAGCUAUCUUAGCUUAGCUACUGAAACUACAAAAGCUAGCAGAGUCCUAGAUGCUAGUUAGUUAGCAUCACCUAGCUGGCCUGCCCUCCUCCUCCACCUCGACAGCCGGUCCCUUCACGCAGACACAAUGGCUUUAAAACGAAUUACCAAGGAGCUAACCGAUCUGUCCCGAGAUCCUCCCGCUCAGUGCUCCGCUGGGCCCGUCGGGGAAGACAUGUUUCAUUGGCAAGCUACUAUUAUGGGUCCUCCCGACAGUCCCUAUCAAGGCGGUGUAUUUUUCCUGACUAUUCAUUUCCCUACAGAUUAUCCCUUCAAACCACCCAAGGUCGCCUUCACAACAAGAAUUUAUCACCCAAAUAUUAACAGUAACGGCAGCAUCUGCUUGGAUAUUUUGAGAUCACAGUGGUCUCCUGCAUUAACUAUCUCUAAAGUCCUUUUGUCCAUUUGUUCUCUGUUAUGUGACCCGAACCCUGAUGACCCUCUAGUGCCAGAGAUCGCCCGCAUCUACAAAACAGAUCCUGUUAAGUACAACAAGACUGCUCAGGACUGGACUCAGAAAUACGCCAUGUGACCCUUCUUCUUCUUCUUAUUCUUCUUCUUCUUCGUCUUCUUCUCACCGCUGGAAAAAAAAAUUGAUUUUCUCAUGUGGCCACGCCCCUUUGCCCCCCUCCCUCCCUCCCUCCCGCUCAUCAGCCAAUAACAGCAAUUUGUUCAUAAUUUCUAUUGGGUUUUUUUUUUCCUCCUAAAUGCUUUCAAAUUCUUGAUUUCCUCUGCUUUUCAAAAUAAAACUUAAGAAAGUGAAGUAAGGACCGAGGACUCUGAGCUGUGAAUGUGCCAACUGUCGAAAAAACUAAAAACAGAAACCCACAAAGCAGAGUGGACCGACGAGAGAACUGUUACGAUAAAUACCAAUAAUAAUUUAAUGCAUGUCAGCGAUGGGUUCACGUGCUGCUGAGAAAGACCUUUAUUUUGGGGUUUUCCUGAGUUUGUUGUUGCUGUUUGUAGACGAGAGAGCCGUUAGUUCAUCCAUCAUCCAACACUGUCCUCCUGGUUUUUGCACUGAAGAUGAAACUCAAAGCUCUCAACGGCUGAUUGAUCAACUAAUAGCUCUGUGAUGGGUUUUUAUCAAUAAAGAUCAACAAAUUGCAGAUUU